Paramormyrops kingsleyae is the source of this 661-nucleotide messenger RNA. The record is from RefSeq and is a predicted model, not a curated record. Lineage: Eukaryota; Metazoa; Chordata; Actinopteri; Osteoglossiformes; Mormyridae.
GAAAGUGUCGGGAUUUUAAAGGCAGAAUCGCCAUUUUAUCAAGAAACAUUUUAUCAAGAUUCUGGAAUAAUGUAAAGAUACUCUGCGUUUCAAGAGUCAGACUGAUACACAGGACCUGGUUUCCUUACAGCCAUAAACAUCUAAGCAAUGGCUCAUCAAGAGAAUGACGGAUCUCUGUGAAAAAUCACCGCAGCAGACGGAGGACCAGCGUAUCCGUCUGCUGCAAGAGGUGAUCUACUGGCUUCACCAGCUGGAGGUCCGGGAGGACCCCGGACUACUGGAUUUAGCCAGCCGGAGCGGGACCCGCCUUCAGGAGACCCAGACCUCACUCCCCAACCUCUUGCUGGAGUAUCUGAAGGAGCUCGAUGAUGAUGAGUUGAAGGAGUUUAAAUGGAAACUGAGUCACACAAAGUAUAAAGUAUUAAAGCCCCUUCCCAGGGGUCAGGUGAAGCACUUGGAUAGAAUAGACCUCGCUGACAGGAUGAUAAGUUACUACAUGGAAGCUGAUGCUCUUGAAGUCACACUUGAAAUCCUGAAGAAUAUGAACUUGAAUGACCUUGAUGAGAGACUGAAUGAAGACCUGCAGAAGUGUAACCGAGUAGGAAAUGGGCUGGGUGACAUAUUGGAGAAAACCUCCAGGAUCGGCACCAGAUCCCCGUGA